This is a messenger RNA of Amphimedon queenslandica, 1261 nucleotides long. RefSeq lists its product as uncharacterized. The transcript is spliced from 6 exons. Bases 368 to 1237 code for a protein of 289 amino acids. The record is from RefSeq and is a predicted model, not a curated record. Lineage: Eukaryota; Metazoa; Porifera; Demospongiae; Haplosclerida; Niphatidae.
CUACGACCUUUUGGCGUUCCAAACUGUGCUCCAACAGUUAGACUAUCUGGGACAAUCUAGAUCCCAUGGCACAUAUACUGGGUCAAAUAUGCGUAUCUAUAGUUAGAAAAUAUUUGUCAUGGGCGUUUAUUUGAGCAGGGCGUUUAUUCGAGCAAAUACAGUAUGUAUAUACUGCUGUAAUUAUUAUUUGUAUAGUUCUCUUGAAUUGUUCUUAUUUCCCAUUGAUACCACACCUGACUGUUAGUGCUAAUGCAUCCUAUACUCCAGGAUCUGUGAUAGUAUUCCAUUGUGAAUCCGGUUAUAUUAUAAAUGGACCAUCAACUAUCAUGUGUAAUGAUAAUGGUUCUUGGAAUAAUUCAUUUCCCAAAUGUCUGUUGUCUUCAUCAUCAUUGACUUCAUCAAGCACACAAUCUUUAUCCAGUACACCACAUUUAUCUUCACACACAUCAAAGACUCUUCAUUAUUCACUCAACACUUCACACCCAUCAAGCACAAUGCAUCCAUCAAGUACUGUUCAUUCAUCCAGUACUCUACAUCCAUCAAGUACUACUGUUCAUCCAUCAAGUACUGCUGUUCAUCCAUCAAGUACUCUAUUCAUCCAUCAAGUACUCUACAUUCAUCAAGUGCAAUGCAUUCAUCAAGUGCAAUGCAUUCAUCACACCCACUAAGUUCUUCCACUUCACAAAAUUCAGCAAGCUCAUCCCUACAUUCAACAACUGCUCCACCUUCAUCAAGUUUAUCAGUUAAUACUCUUUCAAGUACACAUGGUACUCUGCAGCCUUCAGUUAGGAGCACAUCAACUGCAAUAAAACUAUCUACAACCUCAUCAACUCUUGUAGUAAACUCAUCAAGUUUUUCUCCUGAACCAUCUAUUGCAGCACAUUCUUCUGGAAAUAAAAAGACCCUAAUAGGAAGCUUAGUAGGAGUUGGUGUUAUUAUUUUAAUUAUAAUCAUCAUCAUCAUUGCUGCAGUGUAUUUAAUUGUAAAGGCUCGAAGGCGGCAUCGUGAUUAUCGUUCCUUGAGAGCAAUAACCAUUAAAGCUGAAGACUCUGAGGAUGAUGAUGAUGAUGAAGAGAGAAUUAGUUUAAUAGAUACAGAAGAUGAAGAGAUUGCUGAUGAGAGGAUAAGAGCUGACGUGAGUGGUAUUGAUCUAAAGGAAAUGGGCAAGGGAGCUGGUCACUUUCAGCCAUUGUUGCAUUCUGAUGAGGAGACUGAUGUUCCUCCAAUUGACAUUUGAAAAUAAUUUUUUUGCUGAUAUUUU